Messenger RNA from Racocetra persica, 353 nucleotides. Lineage: Eukaryota; Fungi; Glomeromycota; Glomeromycetes; Diversisporales; Gigasporaceae. The record is from the annotation of a GenBank genome assembly.
UUACAAAUAAAUCAGAUAAAAAAGAAGUAGAAAAUCCAUAUAGUAUCGAUGUAAAUAAACAAUUACCAGCUUUGAAAAUCUUUCUUUGUGCAGUAGAUGUAGACUCAUAUGGAAAAUAUAAAUCGGAUAUGACAAAAACAAUUAAAGCUCUCAGAACAGUUCCAAAUAUUAUUGACUUAGCUCCAUUUAAGCUAAAAAUUUCACAGAAAAUGAUAGCUGAAGAAGUUACUAAAAUGAAGGUAACAAAGAAAAUAACAAAUUUUUUAGAGACUUCAAUAGAGAUUUUAAUUUGGUACAAGUACUUUGGUCCAAUUAUUACUGUUGGAAAUACUUUAGGAGACUCAAAAACAUAG